Umbelopsis ramanniana AG is the source of this 1536-nucleotide messenger RNA. RefSeq lists its product as uncharacterized. Gene Ontology annotation, molecular function: guanyl-nucleotide exchange factor activity. The transcript is spliced from 6 exons. The record is from RefSeq and is a predicted model, not a curated record. Lineage: Eukaryota; Fungi; Mucoromycota; Umbelopsidomycetes; Umbelopsidales; Umbelopsidaceae. Gene Ontology annotation, biological process: positive regulation of Rho protein signal transduction. The coding region runs from base 250 to 1311 and encodes 353 amino acids.
CCCUCUUUUCCAAAGGCACCGUUUUGUCAACCUCGAAAUAGCUGCUCAAUUCUGGGGAAUGGUAAGUGAAUGUUGGAAGAAUGCCAGCUGCUGCUGAGGGUGGUGACCUGGAGAAGAUAAAACAUGCAAAAAUAGGCAACGGCUUUCCUAUUGCGCGUUGGGCGCACGGCCAAGUUGUAAAAAGACCUUCAAAGUAGUUUUCCACUUACUGACAUUUCUUUGCUUCCUUGUCAUUCCGUUUUUGUCAGAAUGGGCAAAUUCCAUUUACCCAUAAGUCCAGCAACUGUUUCCUCCAUACCGAAUAAGUCCACUGGUAAAUCCACCCGUCAAAAAGAACCCCUUCACUUUCGCGCGGCGACAAAUCGAAUUGCAAAGAAAGCCGGAAAUUUUCUAAGCAAAUCGCAUACCGCCGUAAUUUCUUCAGAUCCCUCAGACUCGCUAUCUAAAAGACUAUCAGAGCAGUUUACAGCAAACAAUUCACCAUUGAAACGCGCUUUCUCCUUCAAAAACCGGCCCUUGCUGAGUAAAACUCCGAGUCAAAUAUCUUUAGUGGAUCAAAACCAAAUGCAUCGAACGGAUGUGGCAACCGCGUCUUCCACUUGGCGUCAGUUACUUGGAGAGGACCACUUGCGUUAUUUGAACCUUGAUCCUGCUGAGAUUCGGUAUCAAGAAGCAGUUCACGAGAUUAUUGCAACCGAGGCAGAUUAUGUAAACGAUUUGAAGCUAGUGUACAAAAUAUUUAUUAAGGAAGCUUUAGAAUGGGACGGGCUACCAAAGUCAGUAAGACUUAUCUUUUCAAACGUCUACCAAAUCGUAAAGCUGCAUCAAGGUCUACUUGAGGAAUUAAGAAAGAGACAGAGUGCUCAAUAUCCAGUUGUGAGGACUAUCACUGAUAAAUAUAGACAAGUUAUACCCAUGUUCCACAUCUACGCAGCAUAUUUGGUAAAUUUCGAAAGUGCCAUUGAGAUCAUUAGAAAAGCACUAGAAUCUCGAUCCGAUAUCUUUGGUAUAUACCUUCGAGAACGCAAUGCCCUUCCCGAAUGUCGUAGCCUACCUUUGCAAGCUUUCCUGUUAAAGCCGGUCCAAAGAAUUACAAAGUACCCGUUGUUUUUCAGAAGCUUAUUGGAAUGUAGACAAACUGGAAGUCCCGAUCAUCAAGACAUUGUUCAGCUACUUCAUGAAAUUGAAGUGGCUAUAACCAGCAUUCAAAAUGAGCAAGCCAAACAUGAAGAAUAUCAAAAACUUGAGGAUCUAGAGAAGAGAAUCAUGGGCUUAGAGGUAGGUUCAAUACUGAAAGGAUUUUGCGUAUAAUUGAGUGUGGUCUAAUGCAUCCAAACAUGGAUUAGAAAAUACCAUCGUUCAAGUUGGCAGAAUAUGGACGUCGAUUGAUUGUCGAAGGUUAUCUGACUCUUGUAAAUGAUUCCAGCAGCGAAGGCGUUUCACCAACGUCAGUCCUAUCAUUUGGAUUCAAUGGCAGUGUUGAAAGUUUGAGUACAGUCAGCAGCUUUCGGACAUCAACUGCAACAGCCUCUGAUA